GUCCGUCUUUCUUCCUCCUCCUCCUCCUCCUCCUCCUCCUCAAGCAGAAUUGGAUUGUCUGGUCUUAUGGUGUUCCCUAGCAACCGUUAUAGUUCCCCUCUCAUUUACAAUCUUCUCAAUGUAUGUGUGCCCACGUUUGCCUAAAAUUGUCCCUGAUCUGGCAGAAAUGUGUUACACAAUCCACCUCUUUUAUUUUGCUGCUGGAAAUGGGCGUUUGACUGUUAAAAUAGCAAAAGAAAAAGUGAUCACAUUUAAGUUUGCCAUAAUAUCUCGGGCCGUGCUCUUUUUCCUCCCCCUCCUCCUUCAGUUGGCAGUUGGCACAUAGUGUUUAUUUGCCGUCUGCCAGGAUGUGCCAUAUUCUUAUACAAACAGCAGUGCAGCAUGUGAGGAGAAGUUUGUACAAGUUGUCUCACCUUGUUUUUGUCAUGGCUCGCCCAAUGCGGCCGUAGCUGCAAAUAUAUAAAAACAGUGACGCAUGUGAUCAUAAUCUAUGAGUUUGCUGUAGAUCAAGUGAUGCAAAUAAACUAACAAAUACAUCCCUGAGGGGUUAGAAGUGGGUGUGAAGCUCGGGCUGGAGUAGGAAUGAGGAAGAAGGAUUGCAUCCCAUCUGUCAUCCGAAGAGGACAAAAUCACCCAAAGGGCUUGAAAAUUCAUAUAUAGUCACUUCUACGUAUUCUUCCCGUAAUAUAACCUGGUCAUCUCAGGAUAUAUAGUGUGAAGAAGCUGCUGUUUAUCAGUGCACGAAGCUGCGUCACGCCAUUGUCAGUGAUGACACUCUCUGACCAAGUUAGGAAGGCUGUUGUGUAAAAGAUAUGGAAACAGUAUGGAAAGCACGUAUCUGGUAGCUGUCAAAUGUGACGUUGUUGUUCUAUAAUAUAUCUUGGCCUGUAUAAACUGGUUUUAAAGUACACAUAGGCCCAGAGACGGUUUGAUCAUACAAAUGUAAAACGAUACUGAGACAAGUUGAAUGUUUUGUCUUGCAGAUUAUUUUUUAGCACAAAUGAUGAAAGAUCCCCUCCAGACAUGUAUUAAGACAUAAAUGAACAAUGACGUGUAUCUGAUCUGGGUUUUUUGUCUGCAAAACAAACUAUAAUCACCACAUUCAAAUCUUUAAAAAGGCCUCUACUGCUAUGUGCACUGGAAGCUUCAAGUGUCAACAUCACACUUAUAUAAGUCACAUACUGGACCAGGGUUGACUUCCAGACUAUUUGUGAUGUUAUAGAUCACGCUAAUAGGCCCUGCCCCUUAAAAUCUGUUUUUCAAUGAGCACAGAGAAACUUUCCACUUUCAGCAGAUGUGUCGAGUGUCGAACUCUGCACAUACAUUCUGCACAGCGAAGCUCAAACGCCCGACUGUAGGAACGAAAAAGAACAAUUAGCUUCAGCUCAUUUUUUGUUUUUCGUAAUGCAUUAUGGAGUUAAGGAAGAGAGAGAAAGAGAGAGAGAGACAGUAGACAUACAGUUUCAGAAAUGAAAAUAUGUUGAAAGGACCUGGGAAUAUUUCACACUCCACAGCAGUAUGUCUGUAACGUGACGCUGGGGAGGAAAGAAAAAAAAACAAAAAAACAUCAGUCUGUCAUCAUGUCUCCUCAUUGAAAAGAAAACGGCAGAAUAGUUGACACAGUGCUGUGGCUCUCCGCAGAUCUUUGCCAGUCAGUUAGUGUGAGGACACACCUGCGCACACAAAACACACACACACACACACACACAUCCUAUUUGUCCAAUAGCUGUGCAUGAAUACCAAGCAACAGUGUGCAAUGAAAACCUGGUGUUCUAGGUCAAUAUUAAGAUAUUUGAAAAAGAUCAUAUCAUGUUUUCCAAGUCACACCCAUGGAAAGCAAUUAUGCAUUUAAAUCGUUGAGCUGGAGCAUAACAACCAACACAGUUUUAUCUCGUAUCCAAUCAUGUUUUGCGAGCUCCAUUGCUAAAACUCCGCUUUGUUUUGGUCCCAUUACUAGUAGCGACGCUACAUGACUCACUUAUGAAUGCUAAUGCCCUUUAGCCUUGGAUGAGUGUUACAUGUGUUUAUCAUGGGAAAAAACUAUACAUGUACACCCCCUUUUUUUCACACAAUGCUCAUGACCUGAACAUGCCUCACGGUGGGUUACAUAUGAAUAAGCCAUGGCAGUAAAAGACGAUGAAAAGGUUUAUUUAAUACAUUCUUUUCAUCACUCAUUUGACUGGUAGAUGAGCAAUGUGGACAUUAAUGGUCCUGAUGACAUGGUCUUGAUGUGUGUAAGACAUGCUCGGGCUGUCCCACAUUGGAACUGAGUAGCGUGGGUGAGGGGUGUUCAUACACAGCUGUCAUGUGCGUUCUGCAGUUCAAAACCUGAUGUGGAUUGGUGGGCCAGUAAUGAUAAUGUAAUGUGCAGUGGGGCGUUUGACACCAGCUCUGCCAUGUCUAUGUCUGACAUGGGCCACCUGUCCUCUGUAACACCUGUGUCUCAUAUUCAGAGGACCGGGGCCUUUUUAAAAAGUAUUUUUGGGGCACUUUAAGCCUUUAUUGUAGAGCUGACAGUAAAAGGAUGACAGAAAAUGGGGAGAGAGAGAGCUGGGGAACAACAUGAAACAUUGCAUUGGUGGAAGAAGUAUUCAGAUCAGCCACACUUAGUACUCAGUGUGCAGAAAAAUGGUCCCUGUCAGUGUUUUAGUAUCAUAUAUGAUGUUUUUGGAUUAAUGUUACUGCUGCAUUAAUGGCUAUGGCUGAGCUGCUUUGAACUACUUUACAUACUGUUGGAUACUUUAAUCUGUGCAUCAUAUUCUGUCAUCAUGUUUAUAGUGUCACUGUCCUGUGAGAACAACGUAUCUUUAAAAAGGUUUUCAUGAGAAAAACAGCCCCGUCUUCAGCUUUGUGACAAUGAGUUUCCAAACUUUCACUAAAUUUGGAGAUUGAUGGUUUUCACUGAACAGGGAGGGUAUGAGUAAUUCAAUCAGAAAAGUAACUAAAAGUACAAAAAAUGUACUUACACUGCAGCUCACAGCCAGCAGCACAAACCCAUAAGCCACCAGGGUGCCCCAGAAAAGUGGAUCAUUAAAGUAUGACAGCAUUUGUCGUUAUAUAGCCUUUCAUAUAUCAUCUGCAUGAAGUACUGACCCAAAUGUAUAACAGUUCAUCAAGAUCCUGGAAGAGUGUGAUUGAAUUGCUCAUUUAUGACAUUCUAAACUCUUAUCAAAUUCUAAAUAUUGGAAGUAAGGUAUGAAAUUAAAUUAGAAAAGAAACUACUGCGACUGUGAGAUUACCACAGACGUACAAGGCUACAGUUAGGAAUAUGGAGAGAUUUCAUUAGAUACUCUGCUGGGUUAUUGUUCAUUUCACACAUAUCUGUGUGCAGCUCCCACUGCUGCCGCUCAUUAAAACGGGGUCGCUGCAGUUGCGUCUUUCUCUUUCUUCCUGCAAAAUUGGCAGCGACUCACUGAUAGCAGAAGGAAAAUAAAGAGGUCUCACUCCGAUACAUAUCUUCUAUCUACCAGAAGUAACAUUGUUAUGGAGAUUGAAGUCCCCCAUGUAACACAACAUAGAGACUGGAUCUUUUUUUAGACAAUCAGUGAGUCCUCCAACUUCCAACAGCUUUGUAUGAUAAACAGCCCAAUUCUUAAUGAUAGCAGUGUGUUUACCAGCCAUAUUAAACUACUACUAAUUUAGAUCUACAGCAGAAUGACUGAGCUAUAUAAAAAAAGAAGCAUUUAUUCAUCUAUUUUAUAAUAAUACUGGAAUGUGAGGCAUGGGAUAUCCCUGCAAGAAAAAAAAAUAUAUAUAUAUACAUAAGAGUGAAUGUAUAGGCCUAAAUAUGCAUUUACAGCUCUAUUUCCACCAAAUACAGCACAUGUAAUUCAGCUGUAACAAUGUCCAAUCUCUAUGUGACGCCCACUCGGUCUGGAUAUUUGGGUCUGGCUUUUUCGCCCGUGAGUGAGCCGUCUUCUGGAAAGUGUAGACGAUCUUUGUCGCUGCUGGUUUUGACAGCGGCGGGGGAGCUGGUGAGGAGAGUGGAGGAUCCGUGUGUGUGUGUGUGUGUGUGUGUGUGUGUGUGUGUGUGUGUGUGUGUGUGUGUGUGUGUGGACCACAGAUAGCUGCUGCAGCGGCUGAGAGAGAGAGGGGGGACGGACACACACCGGCCGGGCACGGUCCGUCAAACACACGCCUCAUCAUUUUUCUCCAGCAUCAACACACACUCACUCGCAGAGGGAGGAAGGAAACAGGAGCCGGUUUGCAGAAGACGGUUUGAACCACUUCCUGAAGACGGACAGUGGCAGAGAUUAAAUCCUCACAGUGUGGAUCCCCACUUUGUCACUCCGCUGACCACCCUGACUGUGUCGUUGAAUUUCGACAGAAGGUUUUCAUCGUGACACACCCAACCAUGGACAGGAAGAGGAAGUGGGUGCCGGGCUUUGGGGCUGUGCUACUCAUACUCAUGAGUCACAUGACUUCAGCGCUGGAAGUGCCUCUUGAUCCUAAAGUACUGGAAGGAUUACCCCAACCCCCCACCAUAACGCUACAGUCCCCAAAGGAUUACAUCUUUGAUCCGCGGGAGAACAUUGUCAUCCACUGUGAGGCCAAGGGGAAGCCUCAUCCCAGCUUUUCAUGGACAAGAAAUGGGACCCACUUUGAUGUAGAAAAAGACUCCAAAGUCCUGAUGAAGCCCGGUUCAGGAACUCUGGUCAUUGACAUCAGCGGGGAAAAGGCUGAGGCUUAUGAAGGAACAUACCAGUGCACAGCACACAACGAGCACGGCACAGCUGUAGCCAACAGUAUUGUCAUCAGACAGUCCAGGUCCCCCUUGUGGUCGAAGGAGAGAAAUGAGGCCAUCGUGGUGCAGAUGGGGGUCUCCCUAGUGCUGCAGUGCCGACCCCCUGCAGGGCUGCCCCCUCCUGUCAUCUUCUGGAUGGAUAACAACUUCCAGAGGUUACCGCUGGAUAAAAGAGUGUCCCAGGCUCUGAAUGGGGACUUGUACUUUUCAAAUGUUCUCCCAGAAGACAGCAGGCCUGACUACAUCUGUUAUGCCCGCUUCCCUCACACUCAAACCAUCCAGCAGAAACAGCCUAUCUCAGUCACCGUGCUGGACAACAGCCCAGAGGGGGAGCAUCGCCCCGGUUUCAUGAUGCCUCUGGGCACCACCAGCAACAAGAUGGUUCUGAGAGGGGAGAUUCUGGAGCUGGAAUGCAUUGCUGAGGGCUUGCCCACUCCAGAGAUCUCCUGGCAGAAAGAUGGAGGAGAGCUGCCGGGCAGUAGGACGUCCUUUCAAAACUUUCAGAAAACACUCAAGAUUUCGGAUGUGAAUGAAGCUGAUGCAGGGGACUACCGCUGUGCAGCCACAAACAAACUUGGCACUGCACACCACGUCAUCAAGGUCACUGUCAAAGCGGCCCCUUUCUGGGUCAGCGCUCCCAGGAACCUGAUCCUCGCCCCGAAUGAGACUGGCAUCCUGACUUGUCGAGUCAAUGGAGAACCCAAACCGAAGAUCAGCUGGUUUGUCAAUGGAGUCCCUAUAGAGAAUGCACCGGAGGACCCCGGUCGGAAGGUGGAUGGCGACACUGUGAUUCUUAGCAACGUGCAGUCAGGCUCCAGUGCUGUCUACCAGUGUAAUGCAUCCAAUGAAUUUGGGUACCUGCUGGCAAAUGCUUUUGUCAAUGUUCUCGCUGAGCCACCAAGGGUGCUCACUCCACCCAACCGAGUGUACCAGGUCAUCACCAACAAUCCUGCAUUACUUCACUGCGCCUCCUUUGGCUCACCAAUACCAACCAUCACAUGGUUCAAAGACAGUCAGACCAGCGUUAAGAAUGGUGACCCUUAUGUGAUCCAUGAGAAUGGUACAUUGGAGAUCCACGUGGCCCAACCUCUGAACAGUGGAAAGUACACCUGCAUUGCCACCAACAACCUGGGGAUCAAAGAGAAUCAUGUCUACCUGGAGGUUAAAGAGCCCACCCGUAUCCUGAAACAGCCAGAGUACAAGGUGGUGCAGAGAGGAAUGAGCGCCGAAUUCGAGUGUAAAGUCAAACACGACCCAUCCCUCAUUCCCACCAUGACUUGGCUCAAAGACAACGGAGAGCUGCCUGAUGAUGAGAGGUUUGUGGUGGACAUGGAAAGUCUGAUCAUCAAAGACGUGACAGAUGGAGAUGAGGGCACCUACACCUGCAUCAUGAACACCACCUUGGACCAGGACUCAGCCAGUGCCAUGCUGACUGUCGUAGAGGCUACACCUACUCCAGCUAUUGUCUACGAGAAACCUGACCCUCCGACUGACCUGGAACUGACUGACCAGACAGAGAGGAGCGUUCAGCUCACCUGGAUCCCUGGAGAUGAACACAACAGUCCCACAGAGAAGUUUCUGAUUCAAUAUGAGGAUCUGCUCCACCAGCCAGGAGUUUGGAUCAACCUGACAGAGGUUGAUGGUACUGGCACCACCGCACAGUUAAACCUCUCUCCAUACGUCUACUACUCAUUCAGAGUCCUAGCUAAGAAUCGCGUUGGCUUCAGCGAGCCUAGCCUGCCUUCGAGCCAAUACAGAACAAACCCUGCAGCUCCUGAUGAAAAUCCAUCAGAUGUUCAAGGAGUAGGAAUAGAGCCUGGCAACUUAGUUAUCUCCUGGACACCACUGACAGGAUUUCAGGCUAAUGGGCCCAGUCUGCAGUACAAAGUGCAGUGGAGGCAGAAAGACUCAGAUGAGGAUUGGAUUGAAAGGACUGUGGCCAACGUUUCUCAGAUUGUUGUGUCUGGAACUCCAACCUAUGUGCCCUAUGAGAUCAAGGUUCAAGCUUUGAAUGAUUAUGGCUAUGGGCCAGAGCCUGGAGCAGUGAUUGGAUACUCUGGAGAGGACUUGCCUUCAUCAGCUCCCGAUAAUGUGCAGAUCAUGGUUCACAACAGCACACUCGCAGAAGUACACUGGGAGCCUGUAGCUUUACCCUCUGUCAGAGGGAAACUACAGGGAUACAAGGUAUACUACCGUCGCGAGCGGGGCGUGCAUGAGACAGAGGUGGAGACGGAGCAGCAGGAGCAGGUUUUGACAUUUAGUGGGAAUCGUAGCGAGGGACGUCUGCCAGGCCUCGAGCCUUACAGCCUCUACAACCUCUCCAUCAGGGUCCUUAAUAACAAAGGAGAAGGGCCUCCUAGCCCCAGCAAGAGGUUCGAGACACCUGAAGGAGUCCCAGGGCCUCCUGCUUUUCUGAAUGUCAUAAACCCUGGUUUGGACUCUCUCACUCUUGAAUGGGGCCCACCAAUGAAAAACAAUGGACGUCUUGCUGGAUACAUACUGAAAUACCAACCAGUCAACAAUACCAAUGAACUGGGACCAGUUAAGGUCAAGAACUUCCUAGCCAACGAGACCACCUUUACCUUGGACAACCUGAAUUCCAGCAUGCUCUACAGGUUUACCUUAAAUGCAAAGACAAUCAAGGGCUCUGGCCCCACCAUCACCGAGGAGUCCUUCACAGCUAUGGACACAAUUCGUACUCAGCCCACUGUAGAGGCGGGCAAAGGCCCCACAGAGCCCCCUCACCCAACCUCCCCCAUCACUCAGUCUCCGCCUCCCCCGUUUCACAAGGUGGCACCUAUAGGCCCUGCAUUUGGCACAGUUAACACAUCUGUGUCGGAGGACGGUGCAGUGAUCAGUUGGGAUUACUUUGGACACCAUAAGAAUGUAUAUGUGGAAUAUAUUGUAGAAAACAGUAAAGAGGACUGGAAAAAGGAGUUGGUAAACGGUUCACACUGGCAUAUGAUAAAAGGUUUAAAGCCGGGGACAUCCUAUAGAGUGCGCGUGGUAGCUAGAGACCCGGCUGACCCGACGGUCCACAGCACAGGGGAAGUGUUGGUUGCGGUGCCAGCUGUACCCAGCCGGCAGGUCGACAUUGCCACCCAGGGAUGGUUUAUUGGACUGAUGUGUGCCAUCGCUCUCCUCAUCUUGGUCCUUCUCAUAGUGUGCUUCAUCAAGAGGAACAAGGGUGGCAAAUACCCUGUGAAAGAGAAAGAAGAUGCUCACCAAGACCCCGAGAUUCAGCCCAUGAAGGAGGAUGAUGGGACGUUUGGAGAGUACAGUGACACAGAGGACCACAAGCCGCUGAAGGGCAGUCGGACGCCGUCCAAUGGGACAGUGCGCCGUGACGAGAGCGACGACAGCCUGGUGGACUACGGGGAGGGCGGGGACGGACAGUUCAAUGAGGACGGCUCCUUCAUCGGCCAGUACAGCGGCAAGAAAGAGAAAGACACGCACGAAGGCAACGAGAGUUCGGAGGCCCCAUCGCCUGUCAACGCCAUGAACUCGUUUGUCUAACAAAGGGGCCGCGGCCUGGCUGGGAUGGUUGCUAUGGCCCACGCCUUGUCACCCUGGCAAAUGUGACCAUGGGGACUGUCUCUGCGGUGACAGUUGCUAAGGUGACAGUCGUUGUGGACACCUACUCUCACCAUGGUGGCUGUCACUUCGGUGGCCAUCCCCAUGGCUACCUGUCAUCAAGACUGCUGAUAACGCCCUCAUCUCCACACCCGCCAGCCCCUGUCACACUGUGACCUCCUCUGAUCAACACACACUCAACAUGGCAAAGACCGACACCACAUCUCCCCACCCAUGAGCAUUGAAAGAAGGUGUGAAAUGAGGGAUGCAAGGACUCUGAGAAGGAGAGAGGAAGCAAUAUAGAAAAGCAGAAGGAAUGUACCAGAAGAGUUGUACCACUCAGACUGAGCAGAAGUGGCCGUGUGUGUGUGUGUGUGUGUGUGUGUGUGUGUGUGUGUGUGUGUGUGUGUGUGUGUGUGUGUGUGUGUGUGUGUGUGUGUGUGUGUGUGUGUGUGUGUGUGUGUGUGUGUUAUUGGCAUUUGAUCUCCUUUGCAAACAUACUAAACAUGAUGUAUCCAAAUAUAUAUUUUAUCAAAGUACAGUACACGACCCGCAGGCAGGCAAAUAUGCAUUGAAUCACACUCAUGAACACCUGCAUGGAGUAAAUCAUGAUUCUAUUAAGCAUUUUACCAUCCUCGUGUCAGUUGUUGCAGAGGUGAUCUGUGUGAGACUGUAUAUGGUGCACGCCUACUAGUGACUGGAUUAUGCCUCUUUUAUUGUUUUGUUUGUUUUUUCAAGUGUUCAGUGGCGUAUGAUAUAUAGAAAAAAUGGCAGCAGUGUCUUUAUGGACACUGCUGUGAAAUGUGACUCAAAGUAGAAGCUAGCAUAUGUCUUUUUGAGACAGAUGAACUGUUUGUACAUAUGUAAUAGAAUAAGAAGAAAGCUAUAUUUCGAGGUCAGGGAUGUCCCUUUGUAGUCAUUGGAAAACCUGGCUAGAACCACUUUGAACUCAGCGUUUGGUCAUUCCUUAUCACACCUACCAGCCAGCCAGAACUCCCACAUCCUUUUCCAAUCGGCCCGUUUCUAGCCUCGUGUUUUCUCAAACUUGUUCUUUGCUUGCAUUUUUUUUUUUUUUUUUGCUUUUCUUUCCCCGAUCUGUUCCUUUUACACCAAGCCUAUGCUUCUUGUUACUGAGCACUAACUUAACACAAGUGGAGGUGUGAUCCAGUGUCAUUGUCAAGUGUUUCCACCCCAAAUCGUGGCCACUGUGCAGAUAUUUGUUUUUAGGUUAUGGUAUUGGCAGAACUAACCGCUGCCCCGACCUUGUUUUCGAUAGCAUUUCCACCUAUCUGCUGUGUUUGAUGGCAGAACAGACAGAAUAAGACGUUACAUGUAGAGGUUUACUGACAGUAGACACUGUAGUUUCUGGAUAUUUAGAUGUCGAUGAUCAAGAACCUCUCAGCACGGUUUCUAGUGCCUUUGUAGAGAACAGUGACUUACAUCCAUAGAAUUACAUCCCUCUUCAUAUACAGGACACACCUGGGCUCAGUGCAGUUUAUAUAGUCCAUCAAUACAGUACAUACAGAAUAGUAUCCCAUCUUAAUCUAACGACAACUUUGAAGGCUAUGCGAGUAUUCAAGAGUACAUUAAACAAAAAAUAAGCUCUAAGGGGUUCCGCUGAUGUUGAAGAAUUUUGUUCAUUAACAGUACGACCCUUUAUUGUGAGCUAUGUGGUCAUUGAGGAUUGCAAAACAUUAACUUUAAAUGGCCUCGUUGAGUCUUUCAAUAGUUUUCAACAGGAAAUUCUAGAAAUUGAUUCCAAAAUGACCUUUUUCAGUCGUACGCUGGCAUUAGUUGUGAAGAAUAAUUUUCAGCUAUUGUUAUGGCCUUGUCGACAAUCAUACACCCGGUUAUCAUCAGCCCGUGCAACAGACCUAUCCGGCUAAGAGGUAAAGACUGAAGAAAUGUGUGGUAUAUUAAAGCGAGUAGGAAACUUCUGAGCAUGGACGCCUUGUGAGAUGUCGUCAUGUGUUCAUUUCAGACAUUGUCCUCCUAACACAUUCAUCUUGAGGAGGAGCUGCUGCCCAGCAGCAUUAAACUACUGCCAACCUACUCACCAGGUAACUGCCAACAGGAACCAGACUCACCAUCUGGCUAUUAUCAGAACGGGACUAACUGUUACUGGUAGCACUUAGAAAUUAAGGGGUCGGAAACUUGCGUAAUGAAUACUGAAUGUGGAAACAAGUGUAUCUGUUUAUGUGAAUGAAAAUAAUUGCUUGUUUCACUGCAAAUGGUAAAACACACUGGUGACUUUGGUUUAUGCAUUUAACCUUAUAUCUGUGUAUGUUGUCACGUUCUGAGCGCAGCACUCAGUGAGUUUUAUAUUCCUGUAAAUGAAUGAAGCUUGUGUGUGAAUGUUUGGGUGCAUGAGUGUGUGUAUGUGUGUGUGCGCGUGUGUGUGUGCAGCACAUGCAUGCUACUGUGUUACAGCGUGCGUGAUGUAUACUACCGCUUUCAAUUUCCAUGGAUAACCGUCUAAUUCUGAUGUGUGUCCUGCAGUCUGCUCUCAACAGGAGAUACAAGACUUUUUUUUUUUCCAGAGAACAUUUCCACGUCUUAGGUUUAUCAUAACUUGCAUCAAGUUUUUAGGUUUGCGAUGUGUCAGCUUUCACGUGUAGAUAUUUUUGUUGUAUUUUGUAAAUAAUGGCUUGAAUUGAGCGUAGAUGUGUUGAGGUCAGAGGUGAGAGCUUUGACCUCAAUUGACCCUGCUGCAUUAUGGGUAGGAGGGCGUUGUGUGAGAUGAGACUAUUUACAGUUUUCACUCGUUCAUUUGCUGUGAAAUUUCUUUAAUUUCUUUCAUAUUUUCUUUUUUUAACUUGCCAGGUGGAUUUGCUAGCUCAAAUGUUUAGCCUAUCAGGUAUCAAAGGAGAUUAUUUAACUUGUGACUGAGCUCUUGUGACACCUGUAUUGUUUCUGUCUCUGACAGUUCAUGCACCUUUUUUUUCCUGUAUUUUUUUAUAAAAAAGGUACACACUUCAACAAGAGGUAUCACUCACACCUCUGCGUGUCUAGUUUACAACAACAACAUCUGGUGUCUGAACACGGCUGGAAACUGAAAACUGUUGUCCUAAACUAGACAUCAGGUGACACUAAUACAUCCUUUUUUAAGAGUGUGCAUCUAAAAAAAACAAAACUGUAAUUUGGAGCAUACAGAAGGAUGGCCGGCAUGGAACAGAUAAGCGGACUGGCACAUCGGAGUGUGAAAACCCUGGAAACAAUGUUCUAGUGACUGGUGAACAUACAGUAGGAUAUACAGUAUAUGAUAUGAUAUAAUAUGACAUUCUGGUUAAUGUUGAAGCUAUACGAGAAGCAUGAAAGGCUGUCAAAAUGGUUUACUCUACAAUAUAAUAUUGCAAAAUAUUUUGUAUUUUAAAUGAAGUUUAAAAAAAAUGAAAUAAAUGUUGGUUUCAGGAUUUCAAAA
Molecule: messenger RNA, 11738 nt
Organism: Dicentrarchus labrax (European seabass)
Lineage: Eukaryota; Metazoa; Chordata; Actinopteri; Moronidae
Gene: nrcama
Product: neuronal cell adhesion molecule a
Exons: 32
Coding region: 4355-8260 (1301 amino acids)
Biological process (GO): cell-cell adhesion; brain development; axon guidance
Cellular component (GO): plasma membrane; axon
Molecular function (GO): cell-cell adhesion mediator activity
Source: RefSeq, a predicted model, not a curated record